Messenger RNA from Podospora pseudocomata, 2285 nucleotides. RefSeq lists its product as uncharacterized. Gene Ontology annotation, cellular component: nucleus. The transcript is spliced from 2 exons. The record is from RefSeq and is a predicted model, not a curated record. Lineage: Eukaryota; Fungi; Ascomycota; Sordariomycetes; Sordariales; Podosporaceae. Gene Ontology annotation, molecular function: RNA-3'-phosphate cyclase activity. Gene Ontology annotation, biological process: RNA processing. The coding region runs from base 551 to 1834 and encodes 427 amino acids.
UAAGAAUUGUUGUUGAUCUACAACGACGAGCCUGAAGAACUGGGCUGUGGCGCGUACUCCCUUGCCGUCAAGGACAUGAUAAAUGCGACGCAACUGUCAAACGCAGUUAUAAGUUGGCCUUCAUCCCUUUUUAAAGCUGUGCCAUACCGCCUCUUGUUUGAUCCAAACGUGGUUGGUUUUCCGUUUGCCAAUCGUCGAGGUCAUAUUUCGAAGAAAGCCAAGUUGCCCCUUCCUCACCCUCUCUCUUGUCAUCUCGCAUAUCUUCUAUCCUGGGUUGCUCUUGCUCAAAACUUGUUAUCGGAAUUUAAACCACCCCGACCGUUGCAUUUGAAAUCGAUUUUUUUCUUAAAAAAGAAAUAGGCAAAUUCCCCCCACCAGGAGACAACAGCUGGCGUAAAAGAGGAAAGUCAGCAGAAGAGGUCACCUUCCUCCCCCCCCACCACCAAGUGAGCCUCUCAACCCCACUCACAACAACCACAACACUCAACACUCAACAACAACAACAAUAAUAACCACCACUGAAUACGGCGUGUAGUCAACAACAGCCAAUAUGGAAAAGCAACGACCCGUUAUCGAACUCGACGGGAGGACAGGUGAAGGAGGCGGCCAGCUGGUGCGCAUAGCAUGUGCACUCGCCGCCGUCGCCACCGUCCCAAUCCGCAUAACACAUGUCCGUGGGAAUCGUGAAGGCCCUCGGGGAGGUGCCAAAGGCGGAGGUCUCAAAUCCCAACACGUCACCGCCAUCGAAUAUCUCGCCACAGUAACCAACGCCGAAGUCGACGGACUCUCCGUCGGCUCUCACACCCUCGAUUUCCGCCCUCGCCUCAAGCCCUCCUCCCUCAAAUCCCGCACCAUCAAGAUCGAAGCCGACUCCCCCGCCGCUUCGACCCUCCUCAUCUUCCAGGCCAUCUUUCCCUUCCUCCUAUUUUCUGGCAGCAGCGACAAGGUCGACGAGCCAAUGACGCUCGAGCUCUCGGGCGGAACCAACGUCUCCUUCUCCCUCAGCUACGAGUACCUCGACCAAGUCCUCUUACCAACCCUCGAAAACGCCUUUGGCAUCGUCGUGCAGCGGAAGCUGAUUUCCCGCGGGUGGAGUCUGGGUAAAGCAUCACGGGGAAAGUGCUCGUUUCAGUUCAACCCUCUUAGGGCAGGGGAGACGUUAACGUUCAAGGACAAUGGGUUGGGCGAGAUUUACGGCGGUGGUCCGGGGGAUGUCGAUCUCGAAGCUAUUGACGUGUCGAUGAUCGUCCCCUUUGCCAUGCAAGAGUCCAUGAUGCAGGCACUCGUGACAGACUUGGAGGAGAUGUUUCCUGAUGUGGAGGUCAAUUUCAAGGUGACGGAGGAUUCGGGGCAGGACUCGAGGAUAUACGUCCUGCUGGUAGGAAGGUCGGGCGAACUAAGGUGGGGGAGGGAUAUGCUCACUUCGACGCCGAAGAAGACAAAGGCUAAGGGGUCGGCGAUGAGCUCGGAGUCGUUGAGCCAGAGUUUGUCGAGGAAGUUGUGCAAGGAACUGUUUGACGAAGUUUCUGCGGGGGGCGUGGUGGAUGAGUUUUUGCAGGACCAGCUGGCGAUUUUCCAGGCUUUGGCUGAGGGAAAGACGUCGUUCCCGCGGACUCAUGAUGAGAAUGGCGAGUUGGAGCAGGCCAUGAACAAGCUCAGCCUGGAUGAGAAGUUACGGAAGGAUAAGACUAUCAUUCCGUUUGGAGAGGGGAGUUUGCAUGCCAAGACAGCCAGGUGGGUGACGGCGGAGCUGUUGCCUGAGGUCAAGUGGUACAACAAGGGGAGGAUAUGCCAUGGUGUUGGUAUGCAGAUGGAGAAGGUGUCAACGCGGUAAAGAGGCAUACCUGAAUGCACUGUUGUCGUGGCCAUUUGUGGUGGCUAUAAGGCAGCGGUAGUAGCAGUGGAACAACCACAUUGGUUUGGACCAGUAUUGGCUUUUUGGGGAAUCUCCUGGUCUGGGAAUUAGUUAUUUGACACCACACAGAUACUAAUCUGAACGAAAUCUCUUGGCAUCUGUGAUGUCUCAAGAAGGAUUUCGAGGUUUAUCUGAAACUGAUUAGUGCCGAGGCGCAUGUGUUGGAAGUAAAGCCGUCAUUCAAUGGUGAUUGAUGGAUCAUCGAGGUUGGGUUCACAGGUUAUAUUGGCUUUUACUUUACUGUGUUCAAGGCCUGUGCCGUUCAUAGGCCUCGGCCUCCUUUUGCUGCCUCUCCACGAGCUCGAUGACCUCUUGGCUGUAGAGGUCCUCGAGAGACUUGCCGCCCAAAAGCACCUCUUUCUGAUGCCUG